AUGGACAACUCUGAACAAUUGGCACAGACAGACUUAGAAUGGGCGGUCGGAGUAAAUCGGAUCUCCCUGAAGAUCCUCGGUCUCUGGCCCGACGAUAAGCUGACUCGUCGGCAGAAUUUCUUCGCAGAUGCUCGGGCCCUCUCUAUUUUCACCCUGAUGAUGUUCGCGGCGAUCGUGCCGCAGAUGUUCGCCAUGUUUCAUGUCUGGGGCGACUUAAUAGCCUUCACCGACAACCUGCAGAUCUCCGUGCCCUUCUCAGUGACUGUCAUGAAAUUCUUCAUCAUGUGGAUCCGCAAAGAAGAACUCAAGCCGCUCGUGAACAUGAUCGUGAACGAUUGGUUCAAGAAGAAAACGACGAUGGAACGGAAGAUGAUGAUAAAGCAGGCGAGAAUCGCCCGUACGAUCGUUAUACUCGGCGGUAGCAUGAUGACUUUGGCGAGUAUCAUUCUCAUCAUACCGCCGUGCUUCGGCUAUUCAAUGAGAUACCUAACAAACGUCACGGACUCGGGCAGGCCGCUGCUGCUGCAAUCGUAUUUCCUUCACGAAAUAGACACCCCGUUCUUCGAGAUCGUGUUCAUCGGCCAGGCCUUGUCGAUCUCGUUCGCAGCGAUCUCUUACACGGGCAUCGACAAUUUCCUGGGCCUGGUUGUGUUUCACAUAUGCGCCCAGCUGGAUCUCCUCAAGUACCGUUUGCUCAAUUUGCACAACUUCACCGAUUUCAACGCCGGGUUAUCCUAUAACGUCAAGGAUCACCUACGUCUUAUCAGAUCCGUCGAUGUCAUCGACAACACAUUCAACUUGAUGCUCCUGGCGCUGUUAAUGUUUUUCGGCGUGUUAUUUUGCAUGCAAGGAUUUCUGAUAAUUAGCAUCAUCGACGGGGAAGGCGGGGACGUUAGCGUUACGCGAAUAUGUUGGCUCGUUUCGAUACUUAUUAAUACGUUCGCUCACAUGUGCCUGUACUGCGUAGUCGGCGAGAUCCUUAUAGCCAAAUGCGAAGGAGUGUAUUAUGCGACGUACGGUUAUUCCUGGUACUCGCUGAAGCCGAAGCAAGCCAGAAGCAUGAUGAUGAUGAUGAUACGCGCCGAGAAGCCUCUUUACAUUACCGCCGGCAGGAUAUUCCCCAUGACAAUGUCGUUAUUUUGUAGCUUGAUAAAGACAUCGGCCGGAUACAUAUCCGUAUUGCUCACUAAUCGUUAAUUCUCCGAUAUCAGCUGAAAAUUCGUAUACAACGGGUAUAUAUGAUACACAUCGCAACGGGGAAUAAUGAAUGAAUUGUUUAAACGAGCAACACGUAAUUGUAUCCAUAUUCAUUUUACGUUGAAUGAUGGCCUACAGAGCAAUUGCUUGAA
Molecule: messenger RNA, 1349 nt
Organism: Dinoponera quadriceps
Lineage: Eukaryota; Metazoa; Arthropoda; Insecta; Hymenoptera; Formicidae
Product: odorant receptor 43a-like
Exons: 7
Coding region: 1-1197 (398 amino acids)
Biological process (GO): sensory perception of smell; detection of chemical stimulus involved in sensory perception of smell
Cellular component (GO): plasma membrane
Molecular function (GO): odorant binding; olfactory receptor activity
Source: RefSeq, a predicted model, not a curated record